Messenger RNA from Hippocampus zosterae (dwarf seahorse), 2671 nucleotides. RefSeq names its product nudix (nucleoside diphosphate linked moiety X)-type motif 4b (gene nudt4b). Gene Ontology annotation, cellular component: nucleus; cytoplasm. Gene Ontology annotation, molecular function: bis(5'-adenosyl)-pentaphosphatase activity; endopolyphosphatase activity; bis(5'-adenosyl)-hexaphosphatase activity. Bases 350 to 919 code for a protein of 189 amino acids. Lineage: Eukaryota; Metazoa; Chordata; Actinopteri; Syngnathiformes; Syngnathidae. The record is from RefSeq and is a predicted model, not a curated record. The transcript has 5 exons. Gene Ontology annotation, biological process: diadenosine pentaphosphate catabolic process; diadenosine hexaphosphate catabolic process; adenosine 5'-(hexahydrogen pentaphosphate) catabolic process.
GGGCGCGGCUUGUAGAUGUCAAACUCCACUCGGUUGCGGCCAUGCGCAAAUGGACCCAGAGGAGGGCCGUCUACAUAAAAUCCCUGCCGGGGGGCGGGGGUCUCCAUUCACUGCUUAACAGACAACUUAAACCAGCAGCUGGAGGUCCGAUCUAUCUUUCUGGCAUAUAAUCAACCGAGGAACACUUUAUAAAAGCGCCUUGGAGCUUCACAACUAGUCCCCUCCUUCUCUCAGGACUCUACGGAUUUAGACGGUGGCGAUGCGGCGGCUGUGUUGCUAACCUCUUUUCUUUCGGUCUUUUAUUUUCAAAUUGUCGCCGGUUCUACCUCGGGUGAAGACCCCAUUAAGGAUGAAGCUGAAACCCAACCAGACCAGGACGUACGACGGCGACGGUUUCAAGAAGCGAGCGGCGUGCCUGUGCUUUAAGAACGAGCGCGAAGACGAGGUGUUGUUGGUCAGCAGCAGUCGGCACCCGGAUCAGUGGAUCGUCCCCGGAGGAGGGAUGGAGCCUGAGGAGGAGCCUUGUGGGGCGGCGGUGCGGGAAGUCUUUGAGGAGGCUGGUGUCAAAGGCAAGCUAGGACGUCUGCUUGGCGUGUUUGAGCAAAACCAAGAUCGGAAGCACCGGACGUACGUCUACGUGCUGACCGUUACCGAGACGUUGGAGGCGUGGGAGGACUCGGUCAACAUAGGCCGCAAGCGCGAAUGGUUCACGGUGGACGAGGCCAUCAAAGUGCUGCAGAGCCACAAGCCCGUCCACGCCGAGUACCUGCGACGGCUGCAGCAGCUCCAGCUCAGCUGCUCGCCCACCAACGGCAACUCCAUCCUGGCCGGCCCGCCGGCCAACGACAACUACCCGCACUACAGCGCCACGGCCACCACGCCCUCCACGGGCAGCAUGCUGGCCUCCUCCCGCAGAUAGGACCCCCCACCCUGUUGCAUUUUUAUUCUUUUUUUUUUUUGUACAGCCUCGCAUGGAACCAGGACUCUCUUCAACCAGUAUGUAAAUAGUGUUAACUGCUGGACGGACCAAAGCCAUUGCCAGAACUUGAGAAGGACUCACGUGACUGAGCGCUCACAUGGCAAAGCGCAUGCAGCCAACUCGCCCAUUUUUUUUUUUUUCUCAGCGUGACGAGCAGGGAGGACGCCGCGGACUCUGCUGGCAUGCCUUACAGUACUUUGAAUGUUUCUGUUCCCUUUUGGCGCGUGCUCUGUGGUCAACAAACGCAAAGCAUGACCGUGCGGAGAAUGUUCUGAGACACAAAGGUGGCUUACGGCGCACGGUGGCGACAUCGGCCACAUUGAAGGCGCUCGCUUUCUUCGUUUUUAAUUAAUUUUUUUUUUUUUAAAUUCAGUCGUAUUUAAAAAGUCACCACGGGUUGGCGUUAAAGGCCGGAUGUUACACUGCAGAGUAUUAAGGCCAUGCUGGAAAACAUUUAAAAAAGUCAUAAUUUGCGAAUAAAUCUGUCAUUUUAGUGAGGGAAAAGCUCGUAAUGUUCCAGGAAUUAAAAAUAAAAAAACACUUCAAAAAAAGUUGGAGCCCUAUCAAAAUAAAAUUGUCAUAAUUCAUUACAAAAUGAUAGAAAUGCUGCAUCGUUUGUGCCGAAUGCUAAUUAUGUUGUAAGAAAAAAGGAGGUUUGUUUUAAAAAACAAACAUCAUAAGAGUGAAGAGAAAAAAAAGAUUAUUGGGAGUCGUUGGUGGCCAGUUCAAAGGUCACGCCAGGCUAUGCACGCCGUCUGUGAAUUGCUACCUCAGUCCAAGUAAACCAAGCGGACGAGCCGGAGACGCUGUCCGCUGACAACACCGUCGCGCUCGUCGUUACAUUUUCGCCAAAGCGCCCGCCGAUAACAAUGAUGAUUUCUCACGAUGAAAAAGUCGCCCGGUUCCCACCUUUCAAACCGUUCGAAGGUCUCUGCAGUAUAAAAAAUGCGCGCGUUUAACCGCGGGGGCUGCUUCCCGCUCGAGCGUUUUUACGCACGCACACCUUUAUAGAUGGUACACUCUAGCUGCUCUUGUUUUUAUGAUCCGGUGUUGCCCAGGGAGGCCUUGAUUGAGGUGCUCGAGUCUUCUCAGGCACCUGAUCCACUUUCUGCCAAAAAUAGAAGUCAAAACAUAAAAACGGAAGGGUGUAACGUUGCUUCUGCCGACGGCUGAAUGACGACGCUCGAAUUAGUCCAUGCCUUUGGAAACGUAUCGGAAAUUGCUUAUUUUUUCUUUCCUUUUCUUUUUUUUUAAACCUGAAUGAACCUGUACUUAGUUUUGUAUCUUUUUAAUGAUGUACAAAUAACUGGAGAACCCAGCACCCCCCUCUGUAUACUUGGUACAGUCCAGAGGAUGUGUCACAUUAAAACUCACUCAAGCCGUUAAUGGAAUAACAAUUGCCUUGAAUCCAAACUCUGGUAGAACCGGAGGAAAAAUCCUUUUCAUUUUUUGCACAGUAUCGAAACGUCACGAAAAUGUUUGUGUGAAAGUGCUGUUACGGAAUGCGAGUCAUGUGCCAAAUAUGAACAUUUCCUCCAGACGAAUAUAUAUGUUUAAAAAAAAACACUUAAUGAUUGAAUAAUGUGAAAAAAAAGUGUGGUGUGUUGACUGUACUGUUGAACUUGUGACUCAUGAAUGACUUCUAUCUUGUAAUAUUAACGCAUUGUACAUUUAAAUUAAAUCCCCUCGCAU